AUGAACAAGAUUUCGGUGAAGUUAUCGUCAAAGUGUUUCCACAUAGAAGCUGUGGAAUUUCUCGAGCACCACAUGACGGAGGAGGAAAAAAAGUAUUUCACCGAACAAUCGCAAUUCAGGCACAUAUUUCAUAUGAAGAAGAAACAGUCACUGAAGAUGAGUUUAAUGGUUGCACUCAUCAACCAAUCAGUCAAGACCAAGAAAGAUGACGAGUUAUGGUUCGUGAUGAACGGAGUCCCAAUUAGGUAUUCGCUGUGGGAACACGCUAUUCUCUGUGGUUUAAAUUGUUCUCCGUUGCCCGAGAAUUGGGAGGACAUUGGAGGGUUCGAAUUCUACCGUAAAUUCUUUGGUCAAGAGAGUUUUGAAAAGGUUAUGAAAGCAGAAGUAAUGAAGAAGUUUGGAGAAUUGGCUGUAGAUGACAGAGAUGACCGAUUGAAGAUGGCUUAUUUGUUGCUGCUCAGUUAUGUCAUUGGGCACCAACAUUCGGAAUACGUGAAUCCAUUUCUGUUGAAGAUUGUCAACAAUGUGGAUGCAUGCGAAAAAUUCCCUUGGGGGACGUUCACGUUCAACAAUGUUCAUGAGUUUGUGGUGAACUAUCUGAAUAAACAUCGGAAGCCGGCUAAUCAGUGGAACUUACCAGGGUUUAUAAUUCCCCUCACGAUGUUGCCGUUCGAAUGUAUUCCCAAGCUUCGUUCAGGCGGAUGGUAUAGUGAAGUCAGGGUGGAAGGAAAUGUGAAACAAUCCUGUCCAAGGAUGUGCCGACGAUGUUUCAUUCCGAAAAAGAAGUAUGGAAUCAGACAAGGUUUGACAAGGAUCGGAAGGACGCAGGAUAUUGCGAGCAUUCUAAUUCCAGAGGAGGCUGAGAGCCAUCUGGUUGUGCAUUUGGAGACAAUUGAUAAUGUUGAUGAGGUGGUUGAUAGUUGGAUGGCGCAUUUGGUUGAAGAUGUGAAAUCUGAAUACGUCUAA
This is a messenger RNA of Tarenaya hassleriana, 966 nucleotides long. RefSeq lists its product as uncharacterized. The transcript has 3 exons. The record is from RefSeq and is a predicted model, not a curated record. Lineage: Eukaryota; Viridiplantae; Streptophyta; Magnoliopsida; Brassicales; Cleomaceae. The coding region runs from base 1 to 966 and encodes 321 amino acids.